AUAGCAGAAGCUGAUUUAUAGAGUUCAUGAAGGGUCAUGCAAAUCAAAUCUAAAAGUACAUUCUGUUUAAAUGCAAAAUAUUAUUUACGAAUAGGGUACACAAUUUAUCAUUAUUUCUUAUUACGUUGUAUAAUGUAUACUGAAUUAUAAUGUUGUCACAUUUAACAUCAGACUCUGCUUGGCCUGUAAGGGCCCAUGUUUAGAAUACUGCUAAGGGACCAUUUUGAAUAUUUCUCUUUUACUUGGCUUGUUUUCCCUCAUUUUACAGCAUGUCCAAAAAAAUAUAUCAAAGGAAUGGGUGUCAUGCUUCAAUAUCUAAUCACUGCUGGAGCAUUAUUUUCAGGUACAUAUGAGUCCUUAGUGUGGCAUAAUGAACAUAUUCACAUCAUAAGGAUCUAUUAUUUAUCAUUUAUGGCCUUUACAUUCAUCAUCAGUGGACAGGUUGCAGAAAUGACAAAUGUCAGAAAUCAGGGGGGAUAUGUUGUCUAAGUAUCUGAAUAAGUAUCUGACUCAGCUGGAAGAAUCUAACAUUAACAUUUAAUAUAUGGCAUCACAUUAAAGUGGAAACUAACACAAACAUAAACACAGGCAAUAUAAGAGAUACAGCAAUAGCUAAAAGAGCUAUACAAACAUAAAUACAGCACAGUUCAGUGUCUAAUGAAUAACUUGUGCCCUUUUCUGUCCCUCAGGUGUUUUCGCAGACCUUUCAGUCUUCGGCAUAAACACAUAUUUUUUUGGGUACGCUGUUGGGAUGAACUUAUUCUUCAAUUUUUGGGAAAUUAUCUUUGAUGGUAUUAAGGAUUUGGAAUAUUGGUGCUUUACAUAUGUGGACAUAAUCAACUGGAUCCUGCUAUGGCUGCUUGUUGUUGGAUAUUCAACCUUCAAUUUAAGUAUGUCUAUCACCACAUUAACUGUUACUCUUGGGGUGGAUGUCCUCUUUCAUUUUCAACAUUUCCAUAAGAAGUGGUAUGCAAUGUGGACAAUCCUAUUAGUUCUCCUUUUCCCUACAUGCAUCAGUACAUUUUUCUAUUACCUUUAUUGGAUGUUGGCCAAUAAACCAGAGGGUCCUGGAUUGAUGUGUGGCUGUGCACUGCUCUACAGUCUCACUGCUGUUUCAGGGUUUGACCAUCCCCAGACAACAGCAGAUAUCCCCAUUCCUCACAUUGUUGUUUACAUAUUUGGAGCCGCUGCCCUUCCAGUAAUCAAUGCAGCUGCACUGACAACAGAAUUAAUCACGCAAUUGGUGACAGGUGCACGGAUGUUCAGUGAUCUGCAGGUUAUUGUCCUGCCAUGUGAAUGUGUCUUUGUUUGUGGGUGGCUUGCCUUGCAGCCAUAUCACUACUGGAAAAGGACAGGUGCAAUAAUACAGGAACAGCUCAGAGGGAUAGCCACAACACUCAGUUGUAAACACCAGAGGUCACAGGAACCCUGAGGGAUCACAUGUUUGGAGCCAAUUACAUGUAUACAGUAAAUAACAAUAGAUAUCAAAAUGGCAAAAUAACAUCAUCAAAAAGUUUGUAAAUAUUCUUUGUGAUAAGGUAUGAUUCCUGUUUUUUGUACAUUUUGAGAUGUUAUGAAUGUUUUUAUCACUGCAAAUUCCUAUAUACCCUUCAUACAUAAAUACUGUACAUACAUACAGUACAUACCUACACAUUGCUUACUAAUCUUGGCAUUGACAUGAAUGCAUGGAAUCAAAGCUCUCUGUUAAUUUCUGAAAUAAAUGACCAAUGAAAAUAUGAA
Clupea harengus (Atlantic herring) is the source of this 1740-nucleotide messenger RNA. RefSeq lists its product as uncharacterized. The record is from RefSeq and is a predicted model, not a curated record. Gene Ontology annotation, biological process: positive regulation of T cell proliferation; negative regulation of T cell proliferation; cell surface receptor signaling pathway. Bases 752 to 1432 code for a protein of 226 amino acids. The transcript has 10 exons. Gene Ontology annotation, cellular component: external side of plasma membrane. Lineage: Eukaryota; Metazoa; Chordata; Actinopteri; Clupeiformes; Clupeidae.